GGAGACACCGUGACAGAGAAACCACACCGUGAAGGAUGAGACCGUUGUCACCGAGGCUCCGCCGCCGCCCAGUCGCUGUUGCCGAAGCCAUGAUGUCGUCUCUGCGCCAGCAGGAGGAAGCAUCCUUUCACGGCGGCAAUAGGAAAAAGAAAAAAGAGAGAAAGGAAGAAAGAACAGGAGGCAUAGGAGAGGGAAAAGAGGAAGGGGGUGUGCCAGCGUUGGUCAACUCCGCCGUCGCCGUUGCCGCGCCCUACCGAUCGUUGCUGAGAAGGUCGAACAGAGGGGAGAGAAAGCUAGUGUUGAGAAAGGGAAGGGUCGCCGAGCUAGCACCGUCGCGUCAGCACGGCUGUGCCGCCACGGAUGAGGAGAGAUGCGUCGGAGGAAGAGAAGGACCGCGGUGGAGAAAGAGAGAGAGCACUCGCGAGGGUGUCGGAGCUACGUUCCGUCGCCGUGCUGUGCGAAGCCACCAUUGUGCCUCGAGCCUCGCCGUUGUCAUCCUCGGCGCGAGCCCUUACCAUCGUCGAUGGGGUUGAAUCCGCCGCCGGUUUGAGCUGAGGGAAAGGAAACGCGUAUAGGAGAGAGAGCAGGGGGCUUCGUGGCAGCUCCACGCGCCGCUCCUGCCGAGCCGCCGCCAAUCCUGCCGCCGAUCGAAACCCUAGCCAUCGCCGUCGAAGACGCCACUGCCGUCAAUUAGGAUCAAAAUUGUUGCUGUGUUCCCAAAGCUAUCAUGGAAGUGGCUGAUUCGGUCCCAAUUCCCUCAAUUGUUGAGACUGUAAGCUUUAAUCAUUGUCUUGGUUCCAUCAUGUUCCUCUGUCUUUCUCCUGUUCUAGCUAAGGAAACCUAUGUCUUUGUUUAGUACUGCUACUCUGUUUUCCUGUUUGUUGUUAGGACCAUUAUGGUGGUGUUGAGGCCAUCAGGAAACUGUUAGAGCUGCUGUUGAUAAGUUUGAUAUUGC
Arachis ipaensis is the source of this 955-nucleotide messenger RNA. Lineage: Eukaryota; Viridiplantae; Streptophyta; Magnoliopsida; Fabales; Fabaceae. The record is from RefSeq and is a predicted model, not a curated record.